This is a messenger RNA of Aaosphaeria arxii CBS 175.79, 736 nucleotides long. RefSeq lists its product as uncharacterized. The transcript has a single exon. NCBI's taxonomy places the organism in Eukaryota, Fungi, Ascomycota, Dothideomycetes, Pleosporales. The coding region runs from base 142 to 621 and encodes 159 amino acids. The record is from RefSeq and is a predicted model, not a curated record.
CUAUGUAUGCAUGUACCCGUACCCGUACCGUACAUCGCAGCUAGCGUAGAUGGGAAGGACACAUGGGCAGUCUAGGGCGGGCGAGACGUGCAUGUAUCAAACACUUCGAGAGUAUGAGGAGGAUGAGAUAGAAUUGAAUGCAUGUUUGGUAGUGUUUUUGGGUUGGAACUGUGUUUUGUAUGGCCUCGAGAUGGUGGUGUCUCCCAUGUGCCUUCGUUGAGGUUCUUUUACGUUGGCUACAUGCGUGAGAGGCAAUGGGGAACAGAAGAUAUCUUGAAUCUCCUCCUAUUCAUUCAAUCUUUUGUUCAAAGACCUGGAAACCCCACGAGCGUGACAAUUUCCCGUGGAUGCAAUUCCUACCACAAAGCGUCGCCCCAUGAAAAGGAAAGAGAGACAACUUUGAACAUGCACCUUCUUUUCAUUUCCUUGAUAGGUAGUAGGUACUCAAUCUUUCCCUUCAAAACGUGUAUUUUCAUCUAUCGCAGACAUUACGACGAUGUAAAGUUUCGAUUCUUUUUCCCUUUUCUCUUUGCCGUUUGUUUCAUUUUUCCGUUUUCUUUUUCGAAUCUUGCAUUUGGUUUGCUUUUUCUUGAUCCUCCGAUCCUGCAAUCCUUUUAUUGACUACCAUCAUCACAUAUCAUAAUCCCAUUAUAUCAUUCAUUAGGUACCCAAGUGACCAACUCUAUACGCCGCAGCCACAGUCGUAUCCGAAAUCCUUCCGGUUCAAAAAGCAAAA